Messenger RNA from Vitis riparia (riverbank grape), 1162 nucleotides. RefSeq names its product serine/arginine-rich splicing factor SR45a. Gene Ontology annotation, biological process: positive regulation of mRNA splicing, via spliceosome. NCBI's taxonomy places the organism in Eukaryota, Viridiplantae, Streptophyta, Magnoliopsida, Vitales, Vitaceae. The coding region runs from base 169 to 855 and encodes 228 amino acids. Gene Ontology annotation, molecular function: RNA binding. The record is from RefSeq and is a predicted model, not a curated record. The transcript has 7 exons. Gene Ontology annotation, cellular component: spliceosomal complex.
CUUGUUCUGCAGUUCUGCUGUGGCGCUAUUUUCCUCUUUUCGGAAAAGGAAGCAAGCCAUCUGCCCUAAGUUUCGAUCCCAGACCACCGAGGGGCUUUCUCAAGCCUCACUGCCCAAAACCCGCUUUUUUCAUCUCUUGUUUUAAGGCUUCUUAAUCUCUGCUUGAAAAUGGCGGAUUCUCCUCGCAAAAGGUAUUCAAAAUCUCCUUCCCCAUGGAGAGAGCAAUCCCGGUCAAGAUCUAGGUCAAGGUCAAGAUCCAGAUCCUGGUCCAGACCAAGGCACAGGUCCAGGUCCAGAUCAAGGUCUAGGAGCCGUGGCAGGACUGAAACUUCAAAUCCUGGAAAUACCCUUUAUGUGACUGGCCUAUCUACUAGGGUUACAGAGAGGGCCCUUGAAGAUCACUUCUCCAGGGAGGGAAAGGUGGCUUCAUGUUUUCUGGUCAUGGAGCCUCGCACGCGCAUUUCUCGUGGAUUUGCCUUUGUUACAAUGGAAACUGUUGAAGAUGCCAACCGCUGCAUCAAGCACCUCAAUCAAUCGGUUCUAGAAGGUCGAUACAUAACUGUGGAGAAGUCACGGAGGAAACGUGCAAGGACUCCAACGCCUGGACACUAUCUUGGGCUGAAAAAUACUAGGGAUUCUGGCUAUCGUGGUGACCGUGGUAGAUAUCGUGGUGGUUCUGGCCGAGAUGACUAUGGAUCUCGGAGAUCUCCCAGGCCCUCACCUUAUAGAGGAGGGCGUGAUUAUUCUCCCAGGCGAUCACCUCCAAGGGGAAGAUCAAGAAGGGACAGGUCAAGGUCGAUUCCGUACUCUCCUUAUGCUAGCCCAGAAAGGGGCUAUGGCCACCGUGCUAGAUGAGGUUCUUGUUAGGUUUCAGUAAUCCAUGUUAGGGGAUGAUAUCGACUUUUUGUUAAAGACAAAUUAUGGUGAUGCGUAGGGGAUGAUAUUGACAUUUUGUUGGGACACAUUGUGGUGAAGUUCUGACCUAAGAUCUUCAGUUGAAACUAGACCUGGCAACUGGUUCAUGUUCAUUUGGAAGGUUGCUUUAUUUUCUUUCCAUCUAUGUCAUUGACAGCUUAUGUAUGGUUUGAGUGGUGAUCCUUGUUUAUCUAAUUGUAAUGCUUGCUGCUGUGUUCCAAGCCCUAAUAAGGGUUUGUUUCAAUUA